Fusarium keratoplasticum is the source of this 777-nucleotide messenger RNA. Its product is annotated as putative electron transfer flavoprotein subunit beta. Gene Ontology annotation, molecular function: electron transfer activity. The record is from RefSeq and is a predicted model, not a curated record. NCBI's taxonomy places the organism in Eukaryota, Fungi, Ascomycota, Sordariomycetes, Hypocreales, Nectriaceae. The coding region runs from base 1 to 777 and encodes 258 amino acids. Gene Ontology annotation, cellular component: cytosol. The transcript is spliced from 3 exons.
AUGUCGGCACUACGGAUCCUCGUCCCUGUGAAGCGGGUUAUCGACUAUGCGGUCAAGCCCCGAGUGAACAAGGCCCAGACGGGCGUCGAGACGGCCGGCGUCAAGCACUCGAUGAACCCCUUUGACGAGCUCUCGGUCGAGGAGUCUGUGCGCAUCCGCGAGAAGAAGCGAGCCCCCGGUGGUGUUGAGGACAUCUGCGUCAUCUCGGCUGGACCCCCCAAGGCACAGGACGUGCUCCGGACGGCGAUGGCGAUGGGCGCGGACCGCGGCAUCCAUGUGGAGCUCAAGGACGGCGAGGAACUGGAGCCCCUGACGGUGGCCAAGCUCCUGCGACAGGCGGCGGAGCAGCAGAAGAGCAACCUGGUGGUGCUGGGCAAGCAGAGCAUCGACGACGACGCCAACCAGACGGGCCAGAUGUUGGCGGGUCUCCUGGGCUGGCCGCAGGCGACGCAGGCGAGCAAGGUCGAGUUCGGCGCCGGCGACGAGGUGAUUGUGACCAAGGAGGUGGACGGCGGCGUCGAGACGGUUAAGGCCAAGCUGCCCCUGGUGAUCACGACGGACCUGCGGCUCAACGAGCCCCGGUACGCCAGCCUGCCCAACAUCAUGAAGGCCAAGAAGAAGAAGCUCGAAAAGGUCAAGCUGUCCGACUUUGGGCUGGACAAUGAGAAGCGCCUCAAGGUGCUCAAGGUUGCCGAGCCUCCCACUCGACAGGGUGGUGGCAAGGUCGAGGAUGUUGGUGGCCUGGUUAGCAAGCUCAAGGAGCUUGGUGCGCUGUAA